Molecule: messenger RNA, 1662 nt
Organism: Neopsephotus bourkii (Bourke's parrot)
Lineage: Eukaryota; Metazoa; Chordata; Aves; Psittaciformes; Psittacidae
Gene: DMTN
Product: dematin actin binding protein
Exons: 17
Coding region: 348-1553 (401 amino acids)
Biological process (GO): cytoskeleton organization; actin filament bundle assembly; lamellipodium assembly
Cellular component (GO): actin cytoskeleton; plasma membrane
Molecular function (GO): actin filament binding
Source: RefSeq, a predicted model, not a curated record
GGAGCGGCGGCAGCACCCACCCAGCCCUGCGCAUCCACCCGCCCUGGCACCCGGCGCCGUUAUCGGGGCUGCGGGCGGGCGCUGGCGGCAGGAGAUAGGCUCAGCUGCGGCUCCCGCUCCCGGAUGCCGCAGCGGUGCCUGGGCCGGGGCCAGGGCGACCUACGGUGGAAUUUGGUGGCCAAACGAGUACAGGAAGCCAAGGGCGGGCUCCCCCCCCCGCUGCUCCCCAUGGCUGGAGGUACGCGGCGUCCCCGGCGCUAGAGGCAGCACCCGAGCACCCAGAGGGAUGUGGAGCCACAGAGGCAGCAGAGCCUGCGACUGACACAACCCCUCCGGCCCACAGCUGAAUGGAAAGACAGCAGAAGCAACCACUGACCUCCCCUGGGAGCGUCUGCUCCUCCCGUGGGUCCAGCGUCCCCGGAUCACCCUCCAGCAUCGUGGCCAAAAUGGACAACGAGGUUCUGGGCUACAAGGACCUGGCGGCCAUCCCUAAGGAUAAAGCGAUCCUGGACAUUGAGCGCCCCGACCUGAUGAUCUAUGAACCCCAUUUCACCUAUUCGCUCAUGGAGCACGUGGAGCUGCCCCGGAGCCGAGAGCGUUCCCUGUCUCCCAAAUCCAUCUCUCCUCCUCCAUCUCCGGAGGUCAUCCGGGAAUGGCUGGAGAGCCGGACCCCCGGCAGCACCCCGCAGCCCCCCUCGCGCCAGGGCGGCAGCUCUGCCCGCAGCAGCGUGCAGCACUUCCACAGACCCGAGACCGACACAACAGAGCUCAACAUAUACAAGAAGCCUCCAAUCUACAGGCAGAAAGAGCACCACUCCAGCGCCCACCAUGGGAAGCAUCUCAUAGAGGAUCUGAUCAUUGAAUCCUCCAAGUUCCCUGCGGCACAGCCCCCAGAUCCCAACCAGCCCGCCAAGAUCGAGACCGACUACUGGCCAUGCCCCCCGUCCCUGGCUGUAGUGGAGACGGAGUGGAGGAGGAGGAUGGCCUCCAAGAGAGGGGAGGAGGAAGAGGAGGACCUGACGGAGGAGAUGAAGAACCUGCGGGAGCUCCAGAAGCAGGAGCUGAGCAAGAUCACCUCCAACCUCGGGAAGCUGAUCCUGAAGGAGGAGAUGGAGAAAUCGCUUCCCAUCCGGAGGAAAACCCGCUCGCUGCCGGACCGGACGCCUUUCCACACAUCUCUGCACACGGGGGGCUACAAGAGCUCCUCGCUGCCCGCCUCAGGCAGGAGCACCCUCACCCGGCUGCAGUCGGCAGAGUUCAGCUCAGCAGGCAGCGAGAAGAGCAGCCCUGGCCUGCAGAAUGGCCAGCGUGGACGUAUGGAUAGAGGCAAUUCCCUGCCCAGCAUGCUGGAGCAAAAGAUCUACCCCUAUGAGAUGCUGAUGGUGACAAACAGAGGCCGUGUGAAACUGCCCCCCGGCGUGGACAGGACCAGGCUGGAGCGUCACCUCUCCCCUGAGGAUUUCCUGCGGGUCUUCGAGAUGCCCCCCGAGGAGUUCAGCAAACUGGCCCUCUGGAAGCGCAACGAGCUCAAGAAGAAAGCCUUCCUCUUCUGAGCCCUCCUUCCCCCCCGGAGCCCGCCUGGCCCCGCGCUCAGCCCGUGUCGUGCCCUGUGACCGCUUUAGGGCUCUCAGCCGGUUUUUAUUAGGACCCCCCCACUUCCCA